This is a messenger RNA of Ectocarpus sp. CCAP 1310/34, 2836 nucleotides long. Lineage: Eukaryota; Phaeophyceae; Ectocarpales; Ectocarpaceae. The record is from the annotation of a GenBank genome assembly.
ACCGUUUCUCUGUUUCUGCUGGCGACGAGGCGCGCAGGUGACUCUCGUUGUUGCUUCCGGUAGCUACUCUCUACCAGUGCACCAGUAUCGCCGCCAGACAACUCAUCCUCCGCAGGUAUAAUGGUUGUUUGUUGUCGAAGUGCCGCUGUGGCGGUAGUUGGCUUGGUGAGCUACACUACCCGGGCGUUUGUCAUCCCGCCGUCGUCUAGCGCCCUUUUCUCGAGGACCUCGGCUGCCGCGAAUGCCGGUGCCGGCCGGACCGGCAAGGCUUCUUCUUUAAGGUCUAGAUCUUCUCUUCGAAUGGACGCCUCAGCAGGGGAAGACGAGGAGGGUGGCGUGAUCAUGAACCGCUUCUCGAGCACCUUGACUCAGAGGAAGAGCCAGGGGGCAUCGCAGGCGAUGCUGUACGCCACAGGACUCACAACAGAAGACAUGAACAAGGCGCAGGUGGGAGUCUCCAGCGUGUGGUUCGAAGGCAACCCGUGCAACAUGCACCUGCUAGACCUGGCCAAGGAGGCCAAGGAUGGCGUUACCGAGGCGGGGAUGGUGGGCUACCGGUUCAACACCAUCGGCGUGUCGGAUGGUAUCUCCAUGGGCACCAGGGGCAUGUCGUUCUCGUUGCAGUCACGAGACGUUAUCGCCGAUUCCAUUGAGACGGUCAUGGGGGGGCAGUGGUACGAUGGCAACAUCUCCAUCCCCGGCUGCGACAAGAACAUGCCGGGGUGUCUCAUCGCCAUGGGACGGGUCAACCGCCCUUCCAUCAUGGUGUACGGGGGCACCAUCCGUGCGGGCAAGGCAGCUGGCGAGUCUCUCGACAUCGUCUCGGCCUUCCAGGCGUACGGGGAGUUUGCGUACGACAGGAUCACCGAGGAACAACGGCAGACGGUCGUGGAGAACGCUUGCCCCGGCCCAGGUGCCUGCGGAGGGAUGUACACGGCUAACACCAUGGCCAGCGCAAUCGAGGCUCUGGGAAUGUCCCUGCCGUACUCUAGCUCCACCCCUGCUGACGACCCGAUGAAGAAGGACGAGUGCCACAGGGCAGCACAGGCGGUCCGCAACAUGUUGGAAAAGGACCUCAAGCCGAAGGACAUCGUCACCCGUGCUUCCUUCGAGAACGCGAUCGUCACCGUCAUGGCCCUCGGGGGCUCCACUAACGCCGUGCUUCACCUCAUCGCCAUGGCCAGAGCCUUCGACAUCGAGCUCGACAUCGACGACUUCCAGACCAUUUCCAAUAAGGUGCCCUUUGUGGCCGACCUUAAGCCCAGCGGCAAGUACGUCAUGGAAGACCUGCAGGGUGUGGGCGGCAUCCCCGCGGUGCUCAAGAUGCUCAUGGAGGAGGGUCUGUUGGAUGGCUCGUGCAUGACCGUCACUGGAAAGACUAUGGCGGAGAACUUGGCGGAGUUGCCGGGAUUGAAGGAGGGCCAGGACAUCAUCAAGCCCAUGUCUGACCCCAUCAAACCUUCGGGACACAUCCAGAUUUUGUACGGCAACGUAGCCCCAGGGGGUGCCGUGGCUAAGAUCACCGGGAAGGAGGGGCUGACCUUCUCGGGUGUCGCCAAGGUGUACGACUCCGAGGAGGACAUGCUUGAGUCAUUGGCGCGAAAAGAAAUCAAGGCCGGCACGGUGGUGGUGAUCCGUUACGAGGGGCCAAAGGGCGGCCCGGGGAUGCCCGAGAUGCUCACCCCUUCGUCUGCCAUCAUGGGUGCUGGCUUGGGAAGCUCGGUGGCGCUCAUCACUGACGGGAGGUUUUCGGGGGGGUCUCACGGGUUCAUCAUCGGACACAUCACCCCUGAAGCUCAGGAAGGCGGCCCCAUCGCUCUCCUCAAGGAUGACGACCCAAUCGUUAUUGACGCCGAAAAGCGCACCAUCUCCGUCCUCAUAUCCUCUACCGAGUUGGAGAAGCGGCGACAAGACUGGGUUCCGCCGCCCCCCGCGGCGACCAAGGGCACGCUGUUCAAGUACAUCAAGAACGUGGCCUCUGCUUCCGAGGGCUGCGUAACCGAUGAGUAGGGUAUCUCUACUUUCAUUCUAGUUUAGCAAUCCCUCUUGCAACGGGCAGGGAGUGUUGGAUGAAGGUUACCGUCACGUUGCAGCCUCGAGGGAACCUGCUGUCGUAGCAUAGCAGUUCAGUGCGUGCGUUUGGUACUACCGGCAUGGGCAUGGGAUACGUCGAUUGACCAAUUGGCCUACAUGUAGCGUAACCGAGUUCGUUGUAUUGUUAGGUUUUUGUUAAAAAUGGAUCACGAGAGGAGUGUGGUUGCAUCGGGGCUGGCAACAAACGAUGUUAGGCGUGUUACCCAAGAGUGGUUAUUUGUCGCUGACCUUUUUGGCUACUUGAUUGUAUGGUGUGUGUAGGUUUGCUUUUUAUCACAAUUGCAGUCGCGUGCAGCACUGCUGUUAGCUUUGCUAGCAUCAAGUAGGUGAUAGAAGGGUGUUCCAAAACCUCACAGGGUGACUGUGACAUCGCAAGAAAUGCCCACGGUGCGUUUUCUUCGACCGCGCCGUCACUUUUCAAGAGGAAAAAACCGCACCGCCGUACCGCACCGACAAUAUUGGAGAUAAUAUAUAAACCGCACCGCACCGCGCCGUGGGGUACUAGAGAACCGUACGUGCGAUUUUGAACGGCGUGGUUUGUUUAACUCCGUCGCCAAAACCGCGGUAAAAAACGCAGUCAAGGAACAUUUUCCCAUGCAGAUGUAGACUAUACUAGGAAUGGCAACAAUUGCUUCAUGUGUCCAACCUACUCGUGCGGGAAGGCAAUGGUUGUCGAGGUAGACUCUGAGCGUAGCAGGGACGCACUUUUUGGUAUAUAUUCCACGAAAUUGUUGGUACUCCC